Messenger RNA from Klebsormidium nitens, 1619 nucleotides. The record is from the annotation of a GenBank genome assembly. NCBI's taxonomy places the organism in Eukaryota, Viridiplantae, Streptophyta, Klebsormidiophyceae, Klebsormidiales, Klebsormidiaceae.
UCGGGUCUUCGCAGUCAACGCGACUUCGUUCCACCUCAGAUCUGCAAAACCUCGUGCAGAGGCAUCACAUCACACCAUGAUGCCCAUUGCCAGUUGGGCAGCACUUUUAACCUUGGCUUCAAGUUGCUUGGCAGGUGAAAAAUAUGCUGGUUUGGAGGCACAUUCUUCAGGGCAGAAAAUCCGAAGGACCAUGCAGAGUUUACCUAGGAGCUACUCGAACCUGUUCACACGUCACCUCAAAGAAGCUCCGAGGCUCGAGGACUGUGUCUGGCAGGUGGGCGAAGGGGCGUCGCUUUACAUAGCAACAAGCCUUUGGUCAAUGAGCUGCUGCAUUGCGCCGCUGUUUGCGGACCGAGAGCGCGGGCGUUUUCAAGAGCAGGAAACUGACACAAACACCUAAGACCAUCACCGACAGUGCUAGUGCACCAGAGGUCAGCAAGCUAUGGCAGCACCAGAACACCAGCGAGGGGGGCACUACCUGGAUGCUCAGUGCACUGCUUCCGCUGCCCCAGUCUAUGGCCAGCCUGCUGUUCCCCAAAUCCAUAUGAUGCAAGCGCAGGGGCCAAUGUACACUCCCCCAACUCUAGUUGUUCCAAACAUGGCUGCUCAAGGCUACCCAGCGGUGUUAUAUCCAGGGCCUGCUUAUCCCCAGAUGGGAAUGCAAGGCGUCAGAUUGUGGGAUGGGGGCGUCUGCGGAUGUUGUGACAAGAGGGACGACCGGUGUUGCCUCACGUGCUGGUUUCCGUACACGACGUUUGGCCAAGCGAUGCAGAGGACUGGAUUAGGAAGGUGUUUUCCCCAGGCACUGACGCACUUUUCUCUAGGCAUCGGGGCAUUUAUUGUUCUCUUCAUCAUAACCGCCGCGACCGGCGUUGGCUGGCUAGUAUAUGUGGGCAUCCUGCUUAUGAUAUGCGGUUGGUCGUAUGGGGGCUACUGGCGGAACAAGAUGAGGAGACGGUUCAACAUCUCUGGGGGGAGCCUCAUCGAGGAUGUAUGCCUUCACAUGUGGUGCUCAACGUGUGCUCUCUGUCAGGAGUGGCGAACGCUGGAAGAGAACCGCGUGCAAGACGGAGUUUGGCAGGGGCCCGCCCCCAAGGCGACGGCGAUUGUGGUCGGACAGCCGAUCGAGAUGGUGACCAUAAACAGCGGUCCGCUUGGCUACCGGUAGAGCUCGUCAAUAGGGCUUUUUAAGUCUCUAAGUGCGUUGUAUAUAAGUAUGGUGACCUAUUUAUGAGUAUAGCCUUAAUAACCUAGGCAGAGGCAACUUCAACCAGAAAGUAGUUGAUCGCGCCCGCGAUCCAGCUAUCACGACAGUUUUGGUGACGUUGCGAGUCUAAUCGGAUACAGAGCCGGUCAAGUGUUCAAGUUUUGGAUCAGGCAUCGUAGGUGAAUGUAGGUUCCCUCGAAAGCGGGUUGUGUUUGGUAGCGGUAGUGGUCCUUCGGUGUCAUAUGCAAUUGGAUCAGAUCGAGGGAUCUUUUUCAACCUGCAAGUGCCUUCACUGCAAUGCAGGCUGCCGCCCAGAGCGGAGUUGAUGUCAUAAUGAAAGCCUAGCUAGCUGUUGAAUUGAGGUGAACCCAGGCGCUGGAAAACCAUGCAUCCGCUCUGGCACAUGACCAGC